Molecule: messenger RNA, 2653 nt
Organism: Myotis davidii
Lineage: Eukaryota; Metazoa; Chordata; Mammalia; Chiroptera; Vespertilionidae
Product: calcium-activated chloride channel regulator 4
Exons: 15
Biological process (GO): chloride transport
Molecular function (GO): intracellularly calcium-gated chloride channel activity
Source: RefSeq, a predicted model, not a curated record
AUGGUGUUAUUCAGAAGUUUUGUCUUCCUCUUAGUCCUAUACCUGCUGCAGGGGUCCGAUACUUCCUUUGUUCGGCUGAAUAACAAUGGCUAUGAAGGCAUCAUCAUUGCUAUAAACCCUGGUGUGCCAGAAAAUGAAACACUAAUUGAAAAAAUAAAGGACAUGGUGACUGCAGCUUCUACUUACCUAUUUGAAGCCACAGAAAGAAGAUUUUUUUUCAAAAAUGUAUCAAUAUUAAUUCCUGAUACUUGGGAGGAAAAGCCUCAAUACAAGAGACCAAAACAUGAAAGCUACACACAUGCUGAUGUUUUAGUUGCACCACCUACCCUACCAGAUAGAGAUGAACCAUACACCAAGCAUUUUAAACUCUGUGAAGAAAAAGGAGAAUACAUUCAUUUCACCCCUGAUGUUGUACUUGGGAAAAAACAAAAUGAAUAUGGACCAACAGGCAGACUACUUGUCCAUGAAUGGGCCCAUCUCCGCUGGGGAGUUUUUGAUGAGUACAAUGACGAUGAACCUUUCUACAGUGCUUCGUCUAAAAGAAUUGAAGCAACAAGGUGUUCCACAGGUAUUACUGGUGUGAACAGAGUUUAUAAAUGUCAAGGAAAUAGCUGUGCACCUAAUAAAUGUAAAAUUGAUCCUAAGACAAAACUAUAUGAAAAAAAUUGUCAAUUUUUCCCUGACAAAGAUCAAACUGAAAUAACAUCCAUAAUGUUUAUGCAAGGUAUUACUUCUGUUGUUAAAUUCUGUAAUAAAGACAACCAUAAUGGAGAAGCUCCAAACCUACAAAACAAGAAGUGCGAAUUCAGAAGCACAUGGGAGGUGAUCAGCAAUUCUGAGGAUUUUAGAAACACCACACCUAUGGUGGAAUCACCCCCUUCACCUGUCUUCUCAUUGCUGAGGAUCAGAGAUAGAAUUGUGUGCUUGGUUCUUGAUAAAUCGGGAAGCAUGGGGGGUUAUAACCGCCUAAAUCGAAUGAAUCAAGCAGCAAAAUAUUUCCUGCUACAAGUUGUUGAAAAUGGAACCUGGGUGGGGAUGGUGCAUUUCGAUAGUACUGCCAACAUUAAACAUGAGCUAAUCCAAAUAAUAAGCACCAAUGAAAGAAAUAUGCUCUUGAACAGCUUGCCUACAGCAGCUGGUGGGGGAACUUCCAUCUGCCGUGGAAUUGAUGCAGCAUUUCAGGUAAUAAGCAAAAGAUACUCGCAACUAGAUGGAUCUGAAAUAGUGCUGCUGACGGAUGGGGAGGAUAGCUCUGCAAAAAAUUGUCUUGAUAAAGUAAAAGAAAGCGGGGCCAUUAUUCACUUCAUUGCUUUGGGACCAUCUGCUGAUCUUGCAGUCAUAGAGAUGAGCAAUGUAACAGGAGGAAUACAUUUCCUUGCCUCAGAUGAAGCCCAGAACAAUGGCCUCAUUGAUGCUUUCGGGGCCCUUACAUCAGGAAACGCUGAUAUUUCCCAGAAGUCUAUUCAGAUUGAAAGUAAGGGAUUAACACUCAAUAAUAAUCACUGGAUGAAUGGAACUGUAAUAAUUGAUAGCACUGUGGGGAAGGACACAUUCUUUCUCAUCACAUGGGUAGGACAGCAGCCCACAAUUUCUCUCUUGGAUCCCAAUGGAACACCAAUGAAAAUUUCCACAGUGGACGCUGCUUCCAAAAUGGCCUAUUUCAGUAUUCCAGGAACUGCAAAGGUGGGUGUUUGGACUUACAGUCUUCAAGCCAAAGCAAACUCAGAAACAUUAACUAUAACAGUUAAUUCUCGAGCAGCAAAUUCUUCUGUGGCCCCAAUCACAGUGAACGCUAAAAUGAAUAAAGACACAAACAGCUUCCCCAGCCCAAUGAUUGUUUACGCAGAAAUUCUACAAGGGAAUAUACCCAUUCUUGGAGCCAAUGUGACUGCAUUCAUUGAAUCAAGUGCUGACACUUUCAAGGAUGAUGGGGUCUACUCCAGAUAUUUUACAGCUUAUUCAGAAAAUGGCAGGUAUAGUUUAAAAGUGCGAGCACAUGCAGGAGCAAACACUGCCGCACGAAAUUUAAGGCAUCCACCAAAUAGAGCUGCAUACAUACCAGGCUGGGUAGUGAAUGGGAAAAUUGAAGGAAAUCCACCAAGACCUGAAAUUAAUAAGGAUACUCAGACAAAUUUGGAGAGUUUUACCCGAACAGCAAUUGGAAGUGCAUUUGUGGUUUCAAAUAUUCCAACACUUCCCUUUAUAGAUAUUCUAAAUCAGUCAAAUAUAACACAUUUUAACUGGUCCCAUUUUCAAACAAAAAUAGUUAAACAGUAUAUCAUAAGAAUAAGUGGAAGUAUCCUGGAUCUAAGAGACAAGUUUGAUGAUGCUCUGCAAGUAAACACUACUGAUCUGCUACCAAAUGAGGCCAACUCCAAGGAAACCUUUACAUUUAAACCAGGAAAUAUCUCAGAAGAAAAUGCAACCCACAUAUUCAUUGCCAUUCAAAGUGUGGAUAAUAGCAGUUUGACAUCAAAAGUAUCCAACAUUGCACAAGUAGCUUUGUUUAUUCCUCAAGGAGAUACUGAUGAAAUCCAUCCAAAUCCUGAUGAGAUCCAUCCAAAUCCUAAUCCUGGAAUUAGCAUUUCUUCUUUGGUGCUGCUAGUGGUUGGAUGCGUGGUCCUUGUUAGUAUUAUUUUAAGUGGCACUAUUU